Messenger RNA from Triplophysa dalaica, 1541 nucleotides. RefSeq names its product protein O-glucosyltransferase 1 (gene poglut1). Gene Ontology annotation, biological process: positive regulation of Notch signaling pathway; protein O-linked glycosylation. The transcript has 11 exons. The record is from RefSeq and is a predicted model, not a curated record. Gene Ontology annotation, cellular component: endomembrane system. Lineage: Eukaryota; Metazoa; Chordata; Actinopteri; Cypriniformes; Nemacheilidae. Gene Ontology annotation, molecular function: UDP-xylosyltransferase activity; UDP-glucosyltransferase activity. Bases 210 to 1379 code for a protein of 389 amino acids.
GAGGCAAACUAUCUGUUGAGUGCACUGCACCCGCUGCACCGUGUCUGGAGCGUUCUUAUGCGAUAUCUACUUAUGUACAUCUAUAGACAGAAAACUAAACCUUUCAAACGCGGCUGCAGCACUAUUUCCGCCGGAAGUUUCACCAAUAAUCGUUCCAAAGCAGCAGCACACCAGAAGCCACAGUCAGGCAGGCUUAAUCGAUCUGGAAAAUGGAGCUAUCGCGUCUGGUCUUUUCGCUGCUCAUCUUUUUCUUUAACGGAUUUAAGUGCUGUCUUUCAGAUAAUAACAAACACUGGAAGUCAUACCUCAGCAAAAUCACAGAUGCCACAAAGAACUACAAGCCAUGCAUUCAGAAAAAUGAAAGUUGUCAUCUCAGUAUCUUGAAAGAUGACCUUAUGCCGUUCCAAAAUGGAAUAUCUGAGGGGCUGAUGGCAGAUACUGUCCAACGAGGUGUUGGAACACAUUACCAGAUAAUUGGUCACAAACUGUAUAGGGAACAAAGCUGCAUGUUUUUAGCAAGAUGCAGUGGGGUUGAACACUUCAUACUGAAAGUGAUUGACAGGUUGCCAGAUUUGGAGGUGGUCAUUAAUGUACGUGAUUAUCCUCAGGUUCCUAGAUGGGUUCAGCCAGUCCUGCCUGUAUUGUCCUUUAGCAAGACAUCAGAGUACAACGACAUCAUGUAUCCCGCAUGGACAUUCUGGGAGGGAGGACCUGCUAUAUGGCCUAUUUAUCCUACUGGACUGGGCCGAUGGGACCUAAUGAGGGAAGACCUAAAUAAAUCAGCUGCACAGUGGCCGUGGAAGAAAAAGAUACCCAAAGGAUUCUUUAGGGGCUCUAGAACCAGUUCAGAGAGAGACCCUCUGAUCCUUCUUUCUCGAGAGUCCCCUGAUCUUGUGGAUGCUGAGUACACAAAGAACCAGGCCUGGAAGUCAGAGAAGGACACUCUUGGGAGACCCCCAUCCAAGGAGAUUCCCCUAGUUAACCACUGUGAAUAUAAAUACCUUUUCAACUUCAGAGGGGUUGCUGCUAGUUUCCGUUUCAAGCAUCUUUUCUUGUGUGGCUCGCUGGUUUUCCAUAUUGGGGAGGAAUGGCUUGAGUUCUUCUAUCCUCAGCUCAAGCCCUGGGUUCACUACAUCCCUGUUAAACAGGAUUUAUCAAACAUCAGUGAACUUCUUCAGUUUGUUAAAGAAAAUGAUGGUGUGGCCAAUGAAAUAGCUAUGAGGGGGAAGAAGUUUAUUCUGGAUCACCUCCGCAUUGAAGACAUAUAUUUUUACUGGGAGAGGCUGCUCACUGACUUUGGUAAACUGCUUAAAUACAAACCCAAAAGGAAAUCAAACUACUCUCAGAUCCUUUCCAGGCCCAUCAGACUUGAACUUUGACUUGAGGAAUUUACAGUGGUACAUUUUAACUCCACUGCAGUUACGUUUUGGUGUCUUGCAUCCUCAGCUAAGUUCAGAAUUUUAGAAACAUCUCACAAAGUUAGUUUUUUAUAUUGUGUUAUCUAAAAAGGAUGUAUGGAAAACAAUAAAUUCUUGUUGGUA